Messenger RNA from Cucurbita maxima (winter squash), 1958 nucleotides. RefSeq names its product probable protein phosphatase 2C 35. The coding region runs from base 798 to 1853 and encodes 351 amino acids. Gene Ontology annotation, biological process: protein dephosphorylation. Gene Ontology annotation, cellular component: cytosol; nucleus. Lineage: Eukaryota; Viridiplantae; Streptophyta; Magnoliopsida; Cucurbitales; Cucurbitaceae. The transcript has 2 exons. Gene Ontology annotation, molecular function: cation binding; protein serine/threonine phosphatase activity. The record is from RefSeq and is a predicted model, not a curated record.
UCACCCCUUCCGAAGUGCUGGUUUUUCCAUUGCGAGAAAAACUUGGCGUGUUUCAAGAUGAACACAUUUUUCUUACUGUUCUUUGGGUCACUUCGCUGUCCAAUCUCGUGCCUUUCCUAUGUUCUUUCUCUCUCUCUCUGUUCCUCGCUCACUGAAAGCUUAGAGUGAUUUUCGUAAAACCCCACGAUUUCAUUACUGUUUCUACCAAAUUUUGUUCUUAGGGUUGAUUUUUUUCUUGAUUACUUUAGCUUUUCCUAGCUCCUCGAGCCGUGAUCUUUCUCCAAAAGCGAUAAAAAACUUUCCAAAUUUCAUUUCGCCUUCCCCUUUUGUUGUUUAUGCUUUAAACACACUGUUUCUUAUCAAUCACUCACUCACUUCAAAUAUGUCUUUAUUUCGGUUCUCUGUUUAUUUUUGGUCGUUCAGAGUAAUUUCUUGAUUUUCGAUCUUCUAUUUGGUGCUUGCUUUUGCGUCAGGGAAACUUUUGCAUCAAGGAAAAGAAAAGGGUAACAAGCUUAAAGAGAUUUCUCUCAUAGGUUUUUGCCGGUCAUUCUGUUUCAGGCUCUGUUCUUUUUUCGUUUCCUCGUCUUUGCUUCUGAGAAUAUGGGCUUUUCCCCCUGGAAAAUUGAUGAGAUUUGGUUAGAUAAUGUCAGAAGCAUCUGGAUUUGUACCAAGAGUUGAGUAUUUCAUAGUUUAGCUUCGAUUAUUGUUACUUCCUCUUUGAGGACUUUCGUCGAACACCUUGUCGGCAAGUUCGAACUCGGUAGUUUUUCUGGUUUUUCUCUUGCUGCUUUUGAAAAAUGGGUUGUAUCCACACAAAAUGUUGCUGUCGGUACCCAAAAUCAUUGGUUGGAGAAUCCCAGGACUUUCACCAAGGGGUUCCUUACUGUCUACAAGAUAACAGCACUGUGAUAGAAAGAGCAUUGGAGCUUAUUCCUGUGGCUUCCCACAACUAUCAUUUGGAUUACUUGGUAUUGGCUCAGCGUGGUUACUACCCUGAAUCUCCUGAUAAAGAAAAUCAAGACAGUUUCUGUAUUAGGACAAAUGUUCAAGGUAACCCGAAUGCUCAUUUUUUUGGUGUUUUUGAUGGACAUGGUCAAUUUGGAAUGCAGUGUUCAAAUUUUGUGAAGGAUAGGUUAAUAGAAAAGCUAUGUAAUGAUCCCACAUUGUUAGAUGAUCCUGUUCAAGCUUAUAAUUCAGCGUUUUUAUCCACUAAUGAUGAAUUGCAUUCAAGUGAAAUAGAUGAUUCCAUGAGUGGAACAACAGCAAUUACAGUCCUUGUUGUUGGGGAUACUCUUUAUGUAGCCAAUGUGGGUGAUUCAAGAGCUGCAAUUGCUGUUAAAGAAGGGAAUUGUGUUCUUGCCAAAGAUUUGUCAAAUGAUCAAACACCAUUUAGAAAGGAUGAAUAUGAGAGGGUUAAGCUUUGUGGAGCUAGAGUUCUUAGUGUUGAUCAAGUGGAAGGACUUGUGGAUCCUGAUAUUCAAUGCUGGGGUGAUGAAGAAAGUCAGGGUGGCGAUCCGCCUCGACUUUGGGUUCAAAAUGGGCUGUAUCCUGGGACUGCAUUUACCAGGAGCAUAGGUGAUAGUACCGCCGAGCAGAUCGGUGUAAAUGCUGUUCCUGAGGUUUUAGUUCUUCAGCUCAACCCCAAUCAUCUUUUCUUUGUGGUUGCUAGUGAUGGAGUUUUCGAGUUCCUUUCAAGCCAAACUGUUGUUGAUAUGGCAUCAAGUUAUGCAGAUCCUCAAGAUGCAUGUACCGCCAUAGCUGCCGAGUCGUAUAAACUAUGGAUGGAACAUGAAAAUCGUACCGAUGAUAUAACCAUCAUUAUUAUUCAUAUCAAAGGCUUGUCUAAUGUAUGAAGCACACAAUAAUCAUUUUGGAUACAUUUUUCAUGCUCUUGUAUAUGAUCAUGGUAUAAUUUUCCACGGCAGAAUGCAGGAUUACGUUGGACUGAAAAAAAAAAA